Messenger RNA from Carassius auratus (goldfish), 2596 nucleotides. RefSeq names its product prokineticin receptor 2-like. Lineage: Eukaryota; Metazoa; Chordata; Actinopteri; Cypriniformes; Cyprinidae. Gene Ontology annotation, cellular component: plasma membrane. The transcript is spliced from 3 exons. Gene Ontology annotation, biological process: neuropeptide signaling pathway. The record is from RefSeq and is a predicted model, not a curated record. The coding region runs from base 654 to 1844 and encodes 396 amino acids. Gene Ontology annotation, molecular function: neuropeptide receptor activity.
UAAUACAAAAAGCCACUUGAGCCCUUACAUUUGUGAUUUUUAAGGAACGUUUUGUUACUUUGCCUCACCUCAGAACAACCAAUUUUCUGUUAUAGAAUCGUUGUUAUAUAAAACAGUGGUAUUAUACAGCGUUUAAACUGAGAUUUUUUAACAAAAUAAAAAGAAUUAACAAAUUUUUCGGUUUCUCAACGGCUCUGGCACCAUUUACAGUUAGUAGCCUACGUUAGAGAUUUGGCGCGUUUGUCGACAUUUUGCUAUUUCGUGGUUUGUCCAGUCGAAGCUAUACAUUUGAUAGCCAUAGGAGCUCUGAAUACUGGGGGAUUUAUUAGGAUGUGUUUAUAAAAAUACAUUUAAUUUGCGAAGGGCUACGCGAGCAUAACUAGUGACUUGGCGUGCAGACACGCAGUAGAGCCGCUAGAGGGCAGGAGGCGCUGAGCGCUGCUUCUUGCUUUCAUUCAUUCAUCAGCUGAGAGCACAGCCGCCGCUCUCCGGUCACAUCCAGCAGAAACUACAGAGACACUUCUGAAGAUGCGCACAUGUCCUCCCGCCGAGAACAACACCAGGGGUGCUCUGAAGAAGCCGGUAACAAAUGAUGUGUUCAAACAAGAAUAUGAAAGAUCCUUGUUCUCUGACAGACCAUUAAAAAAGAGACGAUGGGAGAAGACAACAGGAGCACCUCCACCGGGACAUGGACUCUCAUCCCCCCAUCGGGGAGCCCCCUUGACCUCAUGCCCAAUUACGACAUCCCCCUGGAUUACGAGGUUCCGAUGGACGAGAUCCCAGACACGACUCAGGGACGAGCGUUCUUCGUGGCUAAAAUCAUUAUCGCGGUGGUCCUGGUCUGCAUCAUGCUGGUCUGCGGUGUUGGGAACUGCCUCUUUAUAGCCUCAUUGGCACGCUACAAAAAACUAAGGAAUCUCACCAAUUUACUCAUCGCCAACUUGGCAAUAUCAGACUUCCUGGUGGCCACUGUGUGCUGUCCCUUUCUGGUGGAUUAUUACGUGGUCAAACAGCUGUCAUGGGAUCAUGGGAUUGUGCUUUGCGUCUCCAUUAACUACCUUCGGACCGUGUCUCUCUACGUGUCCACCAAUGCCCUGCUAGCCAUCGCAGUGGACAGGUACAUGGCUAUCGUUCAUCCCCUGAAACCCCGUAUGAAGUAUCAGACAGCGUACUGGAUUAUUUUUGGAGUUUGGAUGAUCCCUGUGCUCAUCGCAGUGCCGUCGGCAUACUUCGCUACAGAGCACGAGUACCCGCACAGCACGCUCGGCCACCACAAAAAGAUCUUCUGCGCUCAGAUCUGGUCUGCAGAUCAACAGCUCAUGUAUCGGUCGUACUUCCUCUUCAUCUUCAUCGUGGAGUUCCUGGGGCCCGUGGUGACCAUGUCAGUCUGUUACGCGCAGAUCUCCAGGGAGCUGUGGUUCAAGAACCUCCCGGGAUUUCCGACCGACCAACUGCGUAAACGGCUCCGGAGUCGGCGCAGGACGGUGGUGGCACUGAUUGCAGUUCUGGUGGUGUACGUUCUGUGCUGGGCACCGUAUUAUAGUUUCACACUGCUGCGUGACUUCUACCCGAUGCUGAUCACACGCGGCCGUAACUCGCUGGUCGUUUUCUACAUCAUCGAAUGCAUCGCUAUGAGCAACGGGGUCAUUAACACUCUGUGUUUUGUCAGCGUUAGGAACAAUGCCACAAAGUGCCUCAGAGCCGUCAAACUCACUAACUGGCGUUCGCUAACGAGGGCGAUCGUUGGCAAGAUGGCCGAAGACGACAUCAGGACUUCAUCCUUGCGAGUGACAGAGGACGUGGAAUGUACACGAAUAAAGAGAAAUGAUGGAGAAAUAAACUAGGAGGUGAUACAAGGCCUUAACAAUGACAUCAUGUGUGUCUUUCAAAUUUUGGAAGUAGCCACACGCAUGAACACUUAUGGGAACAAAUAAAUGAAGAAUUAGCCUCCUUGUUUUGGAAGCCAGAGCAACAGAAUUACCACUGCAAGAGGUUCAGAUCACAUGAUAGACCAAUGAAUUAAACUGAUGAGAGACUGGCUUGUGUAAAUGCUCCCAAAUUAAUAUACUUAUGUUAAAUUCACUACUGAAAUAAUUUGAUUAGCAAAAACAUUGCUUCAAAGACCCCCUGAUGUCAACAUGCAUUUUCAGUGAUCAAUGUAGAUUUUCUGAAGGUGAUAGACCAGAAAUGAUGUUGCAGAUCGAAACACUGAAUUAACAGAUUAAGUGCCAGAAUUUAAUGUUCAGUUUGUAAAUACUAUUCAGACUAAUGUUCAAAAAAGUGGCUGUACCUAAAUUUUUGCUAAACAUUUCCAGUUUCCAUCUAAAAUGGACUAUAUCAGUGGAAUGCCAACUUUUAUUGCUUUUCACACAAAUCAUAGGAGCAGAUUAUCAGUUAAUAAAGGCUUUUUCAUGCAGUUCUUUGCACAAUAUGCAACCUCAAAACACUUUUAUGACUUGUCAACUAAUAUAUUCUGAUGUAGUAAACUUGUUGGGUAGUGCACCUGGUACCGUGUUGCAUUUACCAUGUGUUGGGCUUGUGUAAAAGACUUGUGAAACAAUUGACAAUAAAAGAACUCAAACACUAAUAGAAGCAA